Messenger RNA from Triplophysa rosa, 3661 nucleotides. RefSeq names its product cyclin-L2-like. NCBI's taxonomy places the organism in Eukaryota, Metazoa, Chordata, Actinopteri, Cypriniformes, Nemacheilidae. Gene Ontology annotation, cellular component: nucleus. The record is from RefSeq and is a predicted model, not a curated record. Bases 104 to 1423 code for a protein of 439 amino acids. The transcript has 9 exons. Gene Ontology annotation, biological process: regulation of transcription by RNA polymerase II. Gene Ontology annotation, molecular function: cyclin-dependent protein serine/threonine kinase regulator activity.
ACCGCCAUUAAACACCAGAAGAAGAUGAAGCACGUUCUUUCUCACAGCAGGCGGCGCUGUGACAGUUUCACAUUCGGCACACACGCACACAUCCGCCGUGAUCAUGUCGCGAGCGGCGGGUGGGAUUCUGCCCGGUGACGGGAUCCUGAUCGCGGGGGAACUCUAUUCGGGCGUCGCGCUCACGCUCGAGAACUGCCUGCUGCCGCCCGAGCGGGUGCACCUCAGCCCGUCGCGCGCCCACGGGCUGCCCGCGCGCACAGAACAGCAGCUGCGCAGCCGGAUGUGCGAGAUGAUCCAGAGCGCGGGAAUCCUGCUGCGCCUGCCACAGGUCGCCAUGGCAACGGCCCAGAUCCUCUUCCAGCGGUUCUUCUUCUGUAAAUCGUUGGUGAAACACUGUGCAGAGACGGUGGCGAUGGCGUGUCUUCACCUCGCGUCAAAGAUCGAAGAGGAGCCGCGGCGAGUGAGGGACGUGCUGAACGUGUUCCAUCACCUCGAACACAGCACAGGACACAGGUGCGUGAGUCCGCUGCUGCUGGACGACACUUACGUCAGCCGCAAGAGUCAUGUGAUCAAAGCAGAGCGGCGCGUCCUGAAGGAGCUCGGCUUCUGUGUCCACAUCAAACAUCCUCACAAGGUGAUCGUGAUGUAUCUUCAGGUUCUGGAGGGUGAGAAGAACACCAGACUUGUUCAGAUGGCCUGGAACUACAUGAACGACAGUUUGAGGACGGAUGUUUUCUUAAGGUUCAGGGCUGAAACUGUCGCAUGUGCGUGUAUCUUCCUGUCUGCAAGAGUGUUACAGGUGAACACGCUCACGCACGCACACACACACUCAAACACACAGCCACCUGAUUCUCUCUCUUUGUGUGUUGUGAAGAUUGCUCUGCCUGAUCAACCGCCCUGGUUCCUGCUAUUUGGGGCAUCAGAAGAGGACCUGAAAGAGAUCAGCAUGUGCAUUCUGAGGCUGUACACGCUGCCGUGUGAUUCGUUGGCUGAUCUUCAGCAGCAGGUGGAGGAAACACGUUUAACGCUGGAGACUCGAUGUAACGCCGCCAAACCUGCGUCAGAAGCGCCGGUGACGGACACCCCGACACGUGACUCGUCGUUGACCAGUUUCUCUCCCACGUCUAAAGCUGCAUCUCCUGCUGAUGCUCGAACCAAUCAUGAAUCUCCGCUGUCCAAACACGUCCUCAGAAACAUGUGUGGAAAGAUCACCAACAGAGACGGGAGGAAGCGUCUGAGUCGCAGUGAUGAAAGACGAAACGUUCACUGCGUGCCAUCACCCCCCCGCCGCAGGCGCAGUCGUAGCGUAUGCUCUCCACAACCGUCUUUCUCUCCUGGACGUUCAAAGUCUCAUCGACACCGAGAGAGACAGCGAGGUCGUGAGCGAGUGCGAACGAACGGCUAUUCGCCUCACAGAACAUGAUGAAGAUGAUGAUGUCAUCAGGUGGGCGGGAGCCAAAACUGACCAGCAUGAUGGUGUUUACAAACUCACUCAUGAUUCAAAUGUCUUGAGAAAAGAAUCCUUUGUAUUUUAGAACCAAACUGUCAUGACUGCUUUAGGUCGCUCAUUAGAUAAAUCAAUAAAUAAAUCUGGUUUGAUGAAUCCGUGUAACAGGGCUGACAUUUUAAGAGUGCUGCGUUCUGACAGACAUUGAACAUCCAGUUAUUUGUUGACUUAGUUAAAGAAAACAGUUGUUAGAAUUACAGAAUACAUUUGAUCAUUAAAAUGUUCUAAUAAUACAACAGAUCAAUAGUACAAAGUAAACAUAGUCAACAACAUGUUUUUUAUACAUCUGGGGGCGGUUUCCCAGACAGGGAUUAGCCUAAACCAGGACUAGGCCUUAGAUAAAUUAGGAUAUUUAAGGCAUUUUUAAAAACAUGCUUUACAAACUAGUGUUGUCAAAAAUAUCGAUAUUUCGAUAAGUAUCGAUACUGAAGAAUCUGAAACGGUUCCAAUACCCAUGUCCCACGUAUCGAUAUCAGCUGCGCGUUCCCGCUCUCUUUCUCUUUUCCGACAGUGAGUUAACACACACUGCACGUGAACGCAUAACAACAGAGCCCCGCCUCCUCUCACAUACUUCACUCGUUUGUGGCAGUUAAAUCGUGUUUAUGUUAGAAAAGAUGGCCAGUCUCAGUAACACAUCUGGCGUGGUGCACGCUCGUUACGCUUCCCGUGUUUACCAUAGCGAUCCAUGUAUGUGCGCUGAUCAAUAAUUUUAUCCACUCGUUUCAUUCGCCCUGGUUAUAUGUUGUUUAUGUUAGUACAGAGUCUCCGCAACAGUUCUCGUGUUUAAUGCACGCGUUUCUGUCUUUAUGUGCGUCAUCAAUGAUUUCAUCCACUCGUCUCGUUCGCCCUGGUUAUAUGUUGUUUAUGUUAGUACACAGUCCGCAACAGUUCUCAUGUUUAAUGCACGCGUUUCUGUCUUUAUGUGCGUCAUCAAUGAUUUCAUCCACUCGUCUCGUUCGCUCCAGUUAAUUUGAUGUUUGAAAUAAUGCUGGUGCGGGUAAAGUCUCUGCAACAGUUCUCGCGUGUGAUACACGUUUGCACUCCAGUGUUUACCAUCGCGCUCUAUGUGUGUGCGCUGUUCAAUGAUUCAUCCACUCGUCUCGUUCGCUCCGGUUAAAAGUUGUUAAUGUUAGAAAGAUGUCCAGUGCGGAGUCUCUGCAACAGUUCUUGCGUUUAAGUUUGCGUUUCUGUCUAUAUGUGCGCUGAUCAAUGAUUACAGUAUGGGCCUAUGUGAAUAAAAGCCAAUUUAGACAAAUAAAAAUGUAGGCUAUUAACUAACAUUAACGAACAAUGAGUGAGCAAUACAUUUGUUCAAGUAUUUAUUAAUCUCUGUUAAAUGUUAGUCAAAAAAUACAACUAUUUAUGUUAGAUCCCCUGUUGAAAAAUCCAGUAUAUGCUGGGUAAGGUAUGUUUUGAUUGAUGCUGGUUUGAUCUUAAACCAGCUAAAGACCAUCUUAAUCCAGCACAUGAACAGUUUAAACCAGCACAAACCAGCAUCAAAACAUACCAAACCAGCAUAGGCUGUUUUUUCAACAGGGUCUGGUCCAUUAAUACUGACAAAUACAACUUUGAUUUUAAAUAGUAAAUGUAUUCGUAAAAUUAACAUUAGAUUAACAAUUAAUAAAUAAUGUAAAAAUAUAUACCUCAUUGUCUAGUCUUGUUCAAUUUAACUUCAAAUAAAAAUUAAAAAGGCCUAUAUUGCUAUUGCUUAUUAGGGCCUUAUUGCUAUGGCAGUUUAUUCCCCGUGGUAUCGAAAAUGGUAUCGAAUAUCGAUAUUUUUUUAGGUAUUGAAUCGAAGUUAGAAAUUCCAGUAUCGUGACAACACUAUUACAAACAAACAUUACAGUGUGCAUCUUGAGACAAAACAAUCGCACUGAUAUAUUUUAAGAUAUGCAAGUGCAAGUUGUUUUCGAUCAAGAUGCCACUCAUUUUUAAAGUAGUCUGGGAUUAGGCUAAAACCCCGUCCGGGAAACCGGCCCUUGAUGUUUUUUCUAAAUUGCUUUGGAUUAAAUGCUUUAAGGUCAUAUCAAUGUUCAUUAUUAACAUCUGCAUGUUUGCGAGGAGAUUUUUGGAAUGCUGGUAUUGGCCAAAACGUGUGUUCGCAUGAAAAAAGAAAAUUGGAGAAUGCAUUUGAAAUAAAAGAAAGUUCUAGGA